CCCAGACGCGGGUGGCCACAUUUCUUAUCCUGGAAUUACACAACCGAGACUGGAUAUUUGGUUACCCUGAAUGACGGCAAAGAUAUCAACAAACGUGUACAUGUCGCGGAAAAAGUUGGUACAGCUCAGUUGGCACAAGUGGUAGCUAAUGUUCGCCAGCUAACGCUAACAUUAGCAAACAGACUGCUGAACCAAACUGAACAAGUUUGAAGAAGUUGGUGAUUUUACUUAUCAUGAGACCACCAUCGUGAAUGUGGACAUCUAGACACACCGGGUCGUUUACGUAAAGGUGAACGGGAGAGAUGAGGAGCAGCAAGAGGACUGAGGCGUCUCUUAAAAGCUCUGCUCUGCAGCUCACUGAUCAUAAUAUUGGCACAGAGCUGACAACUGCAUGGAAAGGUUUGGCUCAGUCCAAAGCUGCUUUGCGGCACAUAGAAAACUGUAUAGAGGCAACUCCAGGGUCAUCAGUUCUCCUGGACUCUGUCAUGGACCCCCCCAGGAAGAAAUCCUCCAGAACAGUCCGCUGCAGGGAUGGACAAGUUGAUGACAUUGGAGGGUCUUCAAAGCACAGGGGGCGUAGUCAACAAAGCCCAGAAAAGAGCAGCUCUCGCAGCCCACUGAGAAAUGCCACUCAAGACAGCAAUGUCCGCAAGAACAACAGUGUGGAGUUCAGGGAACCACUGGCCUCAUACAGAGAGGCCACCCCACCACCACAUCCCUCCUCUCAGCUGGAGGUCUACAGCCUGCAGUCAGUGCCAGGGUCUUCGUACCCAUCCUCUCCACCUCCCUUAGAUCCUCUGCUUAGCCAGCUGGUCUACCAGCGAGACACCAGGGACAAACAGACACACAGGGACCUGGACAGCACACACUCCUCGGCUCUGGAGAGCACCGAGGUCCGCUACCUCAAUGACCAGCCAGCCCUAGACACCCUGAGGACUGUUGCAAACCUGUCACAUCUGACAGGUGUAAGAGUCCCAGCAAGGGAGGGGGCUAAGGAGGACAGCACUCCCAAAGCACAAUUUUCCCAGAGCAUGGACAGCCAAGAGUCAAGCUCAUGUGUAGCUCCAGCCCCAGGCUACACACGUCGAGGGGAGAGCACUCCCUCCACCAGCCCUGGCUCAGCUUCCCAGCGGUUGGAGAACCUGAGGCGACAUCAGCCCGAUGAUAAGCUGGAGAAGCUCAAAGAGCGUAUUCGAAGGCAGAGACAACAUCUGGAGGAGGCUGCAGAGAGAGAGAAGAUGUUGGGUUAUCUAGAACAGCCCAUAAUGGCCACCGUGGGGAGUAACAAUAGUGGUACAAGCAACAUGCCCUCAGCCAAAAUACGGAAAGUAACAGCUGCACCGCCUGCACCUAUAUACAAAGGGUUCAACAGUACUGAGACAAAGAUCCGGACUCCUGACGGGAAAGUUUGGAAAGAGGAGGAGUUUCAUAACCUCAGUAGAGAAAUAUACAGAGACUUGUCACGACAGUUUGCUGAGAGCACCAGAUCCAGGCAUCAGCAGCAAAGGGAACCGAGAACAGACAGACCUAAAGAGAGGAGGGCUCCCAAACCAGUCAGGAAGGUCCACAGAGCUGCUGCCGCCUCUGACCUAAAUGCAAAACCAGUGAUUAGCCCUGCUUCGUGGCGGGAGGGCCAAAAGCUGGUUAAGAUGGUACUGGGUCCAGUUCCCAGGCUGUCCAGAGAGGACAGGUCUCUACCAGAUGACAGACUGAGCAGAACAGCUUCCCGUCACCGCUCCAGUUCACACCCACGCUCAGAAUCAAACCAACGAUCUCGUCCUAAUAGCACAGAAAGGUCUUGCAGUUCAUUUCAAGGGCAAUCCAGAGGCCACUACACAACCACAUACACCCCCCCAUGUGCAGCUCAGGACAAAACGCCAGUGGGUGUAAGCACAGACCUGUUGUCAGUGGAUAUCCAGGGCAUACUUGAUGACCUUCAGCUGGAGUGCAAAGCCGCGGAAAAGGAUGAGAGGGCCCGACAAAGGUCUCGAGGAGGGAGCAGUGGUGUAAGAGGGAGAGGGGCCUCAUGGUCACGAACAAGGACUCCAGUCUCUGCUUGGGGAACUACUGUGCCAACAGGUAGCUCCUCAAGAGGCUGCCGCAGUGCCAGCCCCACUACACACAGACCAGAGACUGUUAGCAUGGCUGACAGGGGACAGAAAAAGCGCCACUAUGAUGCAGAUAGCGUUCGCCAGUACAUUGCCAGGCAGCAAGAGGACAGAAAGAGGCGUCAAGCUGAAGAGAAGAAGGCAAUGAGGGAAGAGGCAGAGAAGAGAAACCAGAGGCUACAGGAGCUUUACAGGAAGCAAAGAGAAGCUGCUAAAACAGUGGCCCUUCCCAGUGAGGCACCUGUAGCACCUGUACAAAAGCGAUUACAUGAGACCUACAACAAACUGCUGCUGGAAGAGGCCCAGCUGGGCGAAGAGGCCACACAGACACAACUUGCUGCUCCUUCUAUUCAAAUGAGGCCGAUGUACCAGCCUUCAGGAGAGUCGGAUAAAGAGAAUAAAAGACUAGAGCAACCACAGAGCCCCUCAAGCAGUGAUAGGUCUUUGAAUGAUCAGCCACCUCCGCCAUUAUCCAGGAAUGAUUUGGAUGUUGGAGUUUCCUCCUUGUUUCAGCCCGACCACCUGAGCCCAGCUGUCCGACCCAGCAUUGGUCCUAACAGCAGUGCACUAGCACCUGUUAAUGACCAUCUCCUUUCCCAGCUUCUCAGGCUGGACACCACGGUUGCAGCUGGUGACAUUAGGCACACUCAGCGGCCAGCCACUGCACCUUCCAAAAGGUCACAAUCCAAAAUGUCCCGCAUAGAAACCCUAAAGGCCACAGCCGCGUCCCUCUCUAAUCGUAUAGAGAGUGAGGCACGGAAGCUUGCUUGGGAAGGAAUCAACUAUGGUACAGCAACUUCAGUGGAUGUGGAUUCUAUUUUGGCUCCUAGGUCCUCUCAGGCUAAUCUUGAUGAUGGACGCUGGGCAGAAACAUCUCCUCGUGCCCCAACAGAAAAUAAUGACAUGGCAAUGAGAAUCCAGAGGAUUUUGACUAGCACAGGUCAUAGCUCAUUCAAUGGCAACACUCUUCCAGGAGUAGGAAAUCUGCACACCCUCAGGGGACAUAAAGAAAAGAAUAGUAAGCACCCCAGUUUGACCAAUCCACAAAUAACUUCUGCUGAUCUAACAGGGCACAUCAGUAACAAAUAUACACAAGAUAGGAGGAAGCUCGUCAAUGGCUUGGAGAAGGUGGAGAGAAUAGAUAAAAUGCCACAAAGGAUGGAGUAUGGAGCAGUAGAAGACAAGGAGGAGAAACGAUCAGACCUCCAUGACUCAAGUGCAGGCUCCAUCAGUGAGGGUCCUCUGCUGAGUGAAGGCAGUUUCUCCGAGGAUGAAGCAAGCCCCGCUCACCCCUCCAGCCAUCGUGUACCUAGACCAGCAGAUUGCCUGGAGGCAGUGGAUUUCUGUGCAAGUCAAAGAAGAGACUACCAGCGUCUCUCUGAGUUCCGGAGGGAGGCAGCAAAGUGCUCGGCCCUCAGUCCAAUCUUUGCUCAGCAGGACAGCAGCAAAGCAGCCUGGGAGGAGCUGAACAAAGGAAGCCCUCUAAGUGUAAUCAACAUUUUCACCAAGAACCUUCAAGGCCAACAUAAAGCGAGUGAGAGAAACUCUCCCUCUGCACAUUCUGCCCACUCUGGAAAUUACUCCAGAGAUGCAGCAGUCUAUGAAGAUGACUUUGUGUCAUCUCACAGCAGUGGAGCCAGUGGUCAGUUAAAGAGAGGCUCCAAUUCACCCAGUGUGAACAGUCACUUUGAGGAGCUGAUGAGGAGGUCUCCUUAUGAGAAAAAUACAGGAGGCAUCAGUUCCCACCAUUCAUCCUUCCAUUCAUCUGUUCACUCACCGCAUCUUUCAUCUGGUUCCCCAUCUGGUUCUUCAGCCCUCUCAAAGCACUCCACUAGAAAAAGAGGCACAGCAUCAGACCAAAGUGAUGCCACUCUGGUGGAAGAGCAGAGAAGUUCCUGCUCACCCCCCUCAGAAGCACCAUCCUCAGACUCCAGGAAGAGAAGCUCAGAAAAAAGCCCUGCUCACAGCCAAGCCAAGAGUGUCCACUCUAAUGACACUUUAGGGGAAGCUUCAGGGCAUUCUCACCAAAGUUUUGGGCUGGAUGGUAAGAAGUCUCCUGCAGCACAACCCAGACUGGCUUCUCCCUCUGGCUCUGGUUCUCCUCCAGGAGCAGGUUCUCCCUGUGAGCCUCUGAGAGGUGGCUCUCUGCCGGGGGCAACUAACCUGAAUACAGCAACCUCAGCCCGCAGUGCUAGAGCAGAGACCAGGACCGCAAGUGAACUACAAUAUUCGCCCGCUGUCUUGCAGCAACGUAUGACAGCAGAGCUCCAGUACCUGGAAUCCAUUGAAGAGUCAGUCCGACAGCUGGGAGACGUAGAAAGGCUGAUGGGUGUGUCCAUGGCUCAGCAAGAGAGUGCGUCAUUGGCCCAAAUGCUCAAGGUCAAGCAGCAGCGCCAUGAGCGUGACCUUUACGAGCUGAAGAUCAAGGCUGAGAGAGAAGCUCUGGAGACAAAGCUACAGCUGGAGGAAAACAGACAGAGAGUGGCCAGGGCUCAUAUUGAGCUGAAGGAAAGCUUGGCAACGACUCAAAAAGAGACUUUGGAGGGCCUCCAGGAUGCAACUACAAAGAUGAUGAGUCAACAGGCUGAUGCAGCACGUUACACUGCCGAUGCUGCCCGACACAUCAAGGAGAUGACAGAACUAGUUCAGUCACAGAUUGCAGGAGCUUUGACUGUCCCUCCUGUUGCCACUGAUUCCUCCACAUUGAACCAGGACCAACAGGAAGAAAAGCAGAGCUUCUACACAGAGCAACAACAUGACAAAUCUGAUUCUGACAGCUUCCAGAGUCAGGAGUCAAGCAGAAGGACCAGGCCAGAGGAACCACUGUCUUCACUUAAUAGCCUCAGUCACUCUGACUCUCUGUCCUUCAGAAGACCCAACCUCAGUGGAGCAGACUCUAUAGCCCAUAGCCCGUCGCUUGUGUCUUCAGACCAUACGGAGCGGAUGAAAAGAGAGGCGGCAGAGUUAAAAUGGAGGAAGGGGGCAGGUGAGGAGAGAACAGAGAGGGAAGCAGGCAGCAGUUCCAUUGAGGAAGAAGUUCCUACAGCAGCUAAUGACUCGCUCUGCAGUGAGAGCAUCCCUUCUGUAGUGGAUGAGAAAGGUGACAGUACAUCAGUUGCCACAGAAUACUCUCUCAAGUUUGAUGAGUCCAUGACAGAAGAUGAGAUAGAAGAGCGCUCCUUCCGCUCUCUGCUGCCAUCUGAGGCACACCGCCGUGGGACUUUGGAGAAGAAGCCCCGCCACCAUGAAGAAUCAGAGGACGAUGGUGCAAAUCACAACACGACAUUGGUUCCUGGGGUACACAGUACCUUAAAGGAUGCGAGUAUUGCCUUCUCUGGUGGACAGGACAGCUUUUCCCAGUUCACCAUGGACAUGGUGCGUCAGUACAUGAAGGACGAGGAGGUGAGACUGCAGCAUCAGAGCUCUCUGCUGCGUCUUCGCCAGAAAGCUCUCAAGGAAAAAACCAGGACUGAGCUGGCUUGGCUUGAGCACCAGAAAAAGAGGCUGAGGGACAAGGGGGAGGAUGACAAAAUGCCACCUCUUAGGAAGAAGCAGAGGGGCCUUCUGAUGAAACUACAGCAGGAGCAGGCUGAGAUCAAGCGGCUUCAGGAGGCCAACAAAGCAGCAAGAAAAGAAAGGCAGCUGUUACUAAAGCAGCAGGAGGAGAUUGAGCGGAUGAGAAAUUCUACACUGAGACUGAAGGAGCGUCUCAAGUGUGCUGGGGGUGAAGUGCCAUCUGAGACUCCAGCUUCAGAAACCCUUGUGUCAGAGGCAGCCUCCUCCAACAUGAUGCGCUCUGAUGAUGUCCGCAGCCCCUCUCCCUCGCUCUCAAUCUCAGGAAGUGAGACAAGCAGCAUCAUGCAGAAGCUCAAGAAGAUGCGCUCUCAUAUGGAUGAAAAGUUCCUGACAAAACGAGAGCAGCAGCUGAUGCAGAGGCGUCACCAUGCCGAGGAGCUGCUGCAGUGGAAACAGCGGCUUGACCAGGAGGAGGCAGAGAUCCGCAAGAUUGAAAAGGAAGCCUUGGCUGUCUGGGACAAGGAUCGUGCUGUGUCAGAGAGUCAGAAAAAGGAGAUCUCUGAUAUUAGUGCCAGCAGCAGUCACCACCGAAACUCAGAACCAAGAACUGACAGCGAGAAAGAGUAUUUGAGUGAGGUUGACACCCCCUCAGUGACACCUGAAUCCAGUAUACACACAGAAGGACAGGGGUCCCAACAAUCAAGAAGUCCAUCUUCAGCACAGCCUGCUUCAGUCCCUGAAACACCUUUGGCCUCCAUCCAGAGCAGCCCUGCAAAUUACACCCAGGACUUCACGUCAGCUUCACCUAGUGUGGUGGCUUCUCCAUUCAGAGUCAGCCACAGCCCUGCUCUCCCUCCUUCGGAUGGCAGCAGCAAAGCCAAGAUGCAGCUUCGGUCCUCCUCCCGGACCCCCAACCAGACCCGAAUUCAGCCCACUGACACUCCCAUGGCCAUGCAGAGUGAACCCAUUUCAGACCAGAGUGACAUAGAGAGUCGUAUCACGGCCCUGAAGGAAGAACUCAGAAAACGAAAGUCUAUGGCCUACCAGCUCAAGAAAGAGCAGAAGAAGAGGAAUAAGGAGCGCCUGAAGGCACAGGAGGCCAGCCUACUGAAACAACUGGAGAACUAUAACAACUUCAUUGAGAAAACAAAGGCAGAACUGAACAAGGAGCCAGACUCAACACCUGAUACCAAGUCCCAGAUCAGAGAUUCCACCUCAGUCGUGGAGCAGUCCAGUAUUAAACUACCUGCACACAGGUCUGAAACCAGCAAACUCUCUGACUCUAAAGGGACACAAAUCAAUGCUUCAUUAGAUCACAAUGCCCGUCCUCAACCAGAUUAUGGUAGAUCCACCUCAGUGCCUGAAGAAUUGUCUGAUGAAGAUCCGCCAACAGUCACUCCAACCCCAGUACAUGGCAGCCCAGAGGGUCUGAACUCAAUACUGAGGAGCCAUCAGUCCACAGAUGGUCUUUUAAGACCUUCCUCCAAGGAAGCUCAGGCACAGAUAAUAGAGUCUGGGGAUGAGAACCUUGUGUCUGAUCAGAGAUCCGACAUUCAGGAAGAGUUGGAGGUGGAAAUCGGCCACAAUUUGGAGGAUCAACAUUCUGAACGUCUUCUCAAACUAGAAAAGGAAGAUAGACUUGAUUCCCAGGAGAAGCUUUCUACAUUUAAACAUUACUCCCCAACCAUAAGUAAAGAACAUCCAUCUGUUAGCUUAGAACAAGACAAACAAUUAAAGACGCGGGAAUCAUCUGAAUCAGAGGAAGAUGUACAUUCUAUCACUGCCUCUAACAAGUCACAUUCAGCUGCAGUGGAUCUCAAAACCUCACAACAUGCUAGUGUCAGCCCCUCAUUCAGUGACCAUUCCCAUUCCAUUCAUUCAGAUGCCUUCUCUUCAAAGGAGGUGGCACCCAUAAAGGACAUCGAGGCCUCCUCUCCCAUGGCAGAUGGCUAUCAUGAUGACUUUGAGUCAUCGGUGGAUUCAUCGCCCAGGGAGGAGCGUCGUAGUCCCAAGCCAACCCCUUCAAUAUCUGUUUCCCCGACUGAAAUCAAGGGUUCAAUCAAGGACUCUUCUAGCAGAGCUACGCCGUUUGACAGCCAAGACGAGGAGGUAGAGGAGGAAAUAACUGAAGAACUGAGUCACCAUACAGGGACUAGUGGUUCCAGCCAUCAGCCUGGAAACCUUCUAGAUCUUCAUAAGCAGACAGAAGACUUAAAGCAAGAGAGCAAGAGCCUUAAUUCUAGCCAUUCACCCCCCAUCUCUCCUUUGCAGACCCCCCUCUCUCCUGUUAUAGACGAAAUGCCAAGUUUUAACAUUGGAGACCGAGUGCUUGUCGGCGGUGUUCAACCCGGCACUCUGAGAUUUAAAGGUUCUACCAGCUUUGCCAAUGGCUUUUGGGCUGGUGUGGAGUUGGAUAAGUCUGAAGGCAGCAACAAUGGCACAUAUGAUGGGGUGGUGUACUUUGAGUGUAAUGAGUGUCACGGUAUCUUUGCUCCCCCAGACAAGAUCACACACCUGCCAGACAAAUAUGAGACGUACGCAGACACCACAGAGGAUGAGGACUCUUUCUUUGAUGAUCUGUCAGACAAAGGUGGGAAUAAAUGUAAAUCGGACAAAGGCAAAUCCCAAAAACAAGGAAAUCUGGAGACUAAAAGUGGACAAACUUCUCAAAAGGACGUUGGGUUUGGAGAUAAAAAGGUUAUGGAUGAGUCUGUUCACCCGAAUCACCACCACCCACUGAAAGGCGUAUCCCACCUCAAUUCGCAGCAUCACAAAGAAUCAAAGCACCCGAUUUCUAAUGGAAAGAGCUGGGACAUAAUUUUGAAUUUUGAAGAUGCACCAACCACUCUCCUCAUCUCGGACUUCGACCGGCUCAGUCUCGGGAAGCAGAGUCAGAAGGAGAUUAUUGCCCUUGUCGAGAGUAAAGAUGUAGACUCCAACCAUCAUUUAACUCCUGCUGACAUUUCCACAGGUAUCAGGGAUGAUAAGGCCGAGCAGAAGGAAAGAGUUUCACUGGACACAUUUGCAGACCAGCUCCUUAACAACUUUGUGAAAGACGCAGUGAAGCAGUUUGCUCAGAUUAAAAAGGCUAAAGAGCAGAAGAUAGAAGCUGCCAACCAGAUAAAUGGAAACCUUUUUGAAAAUGCUGAAGAAGAAGAAAAAGAACAAGAAUGGAUCUCUUCAGUGGAGCAAAAAGAUGGUCUGCCUUUCUUUCUACCUGCGGAAAAAGAGGAACUUUCUUCUCCAGAGCUUUGUAACCGACCGGAGAGUCCGGUGUUGGGAGCCAGCGGUCAAGAAGAGCUUGCCAAGCGGCUAGCGGAGCUGGAACUGAGCCGUGAAUUGCUAGAUGAGCUGGGUGAUGAUCAGGACUGGUUUGAUGAGGACUUUGGCCUCAGCUCCCGUAGGGAACAGCAGAGACUCAAACAGAAACAGAAACAGAGAGAGGAAGAGGAAGAGGCGAAGUUGGGAGGAACAGCCCUGGGGGGGCUGAUCUCAUCAUCAGGCGGGGAACAGCAGGUAAAGACUCCACCUAGACCUGAGCUUCCUCUUCCCAUGCCCCCUAAACUACCAGAGCAGCCUGCCAUGGUGGUGCCCCACUCAGCCACAGAGGUAGAGAAGAUGGUCCAUGCUGCCACUCAGGAGAUCUGGGAGAGUUGUGGCCUGGGGAAGGAGGGAGCACCAACACUUGCAAAACUGCCCUGCCCCACACCUUCACAAGAGUAUUUGGGUAAAGAAGCCAGCAGCCAGGACCAGGAGGCACUCUGUAUCUGCAGCUACAGAAAGGCUGUGUAUGACCUGACAUGGGAGAUCCUUCAGGACAUCUAUGCUGAAGACCCCAAUGCUGAUCAGCCUCAGUGGGUCAAACCACGACGUGCCAAGUCCUCCUUUUUCCACAGAGUCAAGACACCAGGGGACAUCACCAAAAUCCAGGAAUUCAUCUCAGCCGAAGUACUGAAAUUGUACGGUCUGACAAAAGAUCACAGUCAGAAGACCGACUGGCAGAAGAUGCUUAAAUUUGGCAGAAAGAAACGGGACAGAGUCGAUCACAUACUGGUACAAGAACUCCAUGAGGAGGAGGCCCAGUGGGUCAACUACGACGAGGACGAGCUGUUUGUCAAGAUGCAGCUGGCAGACAGCAUCUUUGAUGCGUUGCUUAAGGACACUGCAAACGCUCUGGGUCUAAUCUCUGAGAAGAGAGCAAAGAGAGGCAGCCUCUCCUGACAGCUUUCCUGCUUUGGUUUGAAACUAUAACUUCUAGCUCAAUCCCAGUCUUUCCUCCCCAGUAAAUUCCAGCCAACCCAUCACCGCUCGGUCUUCCACCAGCUGAUGUGCCAACAGCAACCCUCAGAUGCCUUCAGUCCUAGCAUUACCUCUCAGCUAAACAACUCCUACUUAUUUCUGAAUCUGAUUUGCUGAUUUUGCUUCAGCUAAUAGUUUUUGUAAUUUAUUUUACACACAAAACGCCUCUUGAGCAAUCCAGCCUUCUUAAACCGUAACACCAUCUAGUCUCAGUUCUCACCUCCUGCACUGGUCCUUUUGUUAUUGCCAGUUGGAGAAUGAGUAGAUGUUUUGAUAGGAUGGACUGUUCCAUUUGGUUAGCAUGUAGUCCAUCAGUGCUGCUAAGUUUAUUGUUCCAUAGUGUAGUACUGUUAUUAAAAAAAUCCCCUUGGAACAAAAGUAGGUUGCUAUAUUUUGUAUUGAAUCUUAAAGAAAAUAUAUAUAUGGGUUCAAAAUUGUAAUAGGGUAGCAGAUAGAAAAUAUACAGUGUAGUCCACAAGUGAUUAGACAGUGACGCAUUUUCUGUUGACUUGAUGACAUCGGACUUGAAAUCAAACAUCAGUGUAGUAAUUCUAGUCUUUUUAUUCAUAGUCCACUAAUUCUAGGGGACUGUGAACUUGUAUACCUUCAAUUUAAAAGGGUGACUGAAAUGUAGACGUCAGCAGACACUCCUCGUCUUCCCUGUUGAUGCCUAUCUGUGCUGCAGCCAUCUUUACUUCUUGCUUGUUUUGGGGACUUUUUGGCUUCAGUCUGGUCCUCAGCGACUACAAGACAUGCUCUGUUGGCCUGAGGUCAGGUGAUUGACAUAACCAGUCAAAACUAUUCCACUGUUUGGCCUCAUUGUCGUGCUGCAUUUUUAUACAUUCCCAUAAUUUCAUUCCCAUACAAAGUAUGGAUGUUUUUUUGUUAUAAAUUACAUUACUUCGUAAAAUGUGUCACUGAUCUAAAACCUGUAGACUUCGCUGUAAUGAAACGUCACUGAGAUCAGAUAUUGUGUGAAAUCUCUUAAAUAUAUUAUUUAUUGUGUGAAAAUGUUUGACUAAAUGAGAAAUUGUAAAUGAUCUUGACAAAAUAUAUGGAGAAGAGAUAAUUUUAAUGUGUAAAACUGUAAAAAUUGAUAAAAGCACAAACUUUAAUGUGAAUGUGAACAUGGCAAUACAUUAUGUAGGCAAUUUCAAAGAAUGCUAUUAAAACCAGAGAAGAACAUGGGAACAGUUUUAAUAUUUAAAAGUUGUAGUGCUCAUAAUUAGAAACUGUUUGUAUGACUUAUUGUGGCCAAAGCUGUCCAGUUGGUCAACACAACCACUGUGUCCCACUUCUGUGCUAUAUGUGAAUAUUAUGAAGCCUACACAUACAUUACUGUAUGCACUAAUGUUAACCCUUGGAAAACAUCCCAUACAGCCUGCAAGGAGAAUGCUUGUCCACUAAUUUUAGGUUUAGAACUAUUUUUCUUUGCUGUAACUGAAGCUUUUGCACCGCAUUUAACAUUGUUUUCUCUGUCAGUAGCUCCUCAGUAGUUGUGUGUUUGCCAUCAUCACCACGCUCAAAAGUCCGGUUGGAGUUUAAAGACACUACAUACUCAAAACACAUAAAUGGUCUAUAGUAUGCAAGUGGGACACAAAUAAUGGCAGCAGGCUUGACUUGAUAUUUUUAGAAUCACAUUUUAGGACCGUACUGAAAUGCUGGAUUUGAGCCUUACUUGUCUAACAGCCCAUUUUCCUCUCUAUGUUCCUUUUAAAAAAAUACCUGUAGUUGUCUUGUGUUUCAUGUAGCAGUACGACUGUGAGACAUUUGGCUUCACAGUGAUCGGCAAGUUCAAACCAGCCAUCAGAAUGUAGCCUGGACAGCAAUGGUAGUCUUUCUCAACAUUCAGUUUAAGUGCCUCUUUAAGUUCAAUUUCUAACAAACUGUGUCAAUUUCUCAACAUCUUUUGGACCUAUUUUCUUUGAAUGUCUCUUUCAACUGCUGUAAACUACCAUUUUGUAAAUGAUCCUUAAAUGACUGCUCUUCUCUCUGACCGGUUUAACAUUACUUCAGUUUCUGCCUUAUCAGUCUGUAUCGUUCUGUAUCGAAGCAUACUGUAGUUGAAGUUCCUUAAACCUUCUUGUUUUCCUGUGCCUCAGCUUGAGGAAUUGUACUGCUAACAAAAUGAAUGACUCACUCUAAAUGUAAUACCUGUUUCCUCUCUACGUCAGCCCCUCCGUCUGUGUGUAUAGACACAGUUGACUCAUUCUAUUGAUACACUGUAUCAGGAACUAGUUUGUGGUGACUCCACACACAAACAAAGACACAUCUCCAGCUCACAGGCUGCAAAGGGCAAGUCACAGGACUGGUGCGGCUGUGCACAUAGGAAAGGCCUUAUUUUGGUCCUCAAUGUCAGCGCUGCUUUGAUUCAACAAACUGUACGAACUCAUUUUGGUAUUUGUGGCAGAGCUCGUUAACCUUCACUGACUGUUUUGAGCUAAAGUGACCUUAAACUGAGUACUUAGUCCUGUUUUUUUUUUUUUUUUUUGUUUGUUUUUUCUACCGUCAAUAUCUAAACUGUUGCUACGGUGUAUGUUCAAACUGUAAGUUAUAUAAUGUAGAAAAAGACCAAAAAGAACAUUUGAUACCAAUCUCUCCAUGCUGUAUGACUUGUAUAUCUGGUCUGUAGGCAUAUGUAACUAUAAUGGAGACAUGAUUUUCUGCCAGGCUUUAUUGCAAACCCUCUAGGAUUGUCCUCUUUCUGAAUUGAUUGUAUGUGGAAGGAAGUUAAGUUUCCCCUUUGUAACUAUGCAGUACUUGGUCUUAUGCAUUAUUUUCUAUGUAUAGACCAGACAGCUCAGACUUCUGCUGUAGUUUGUAGAUUUAAAAAAAGAAAUUCAAGAAGUGAGAAGCUGUUUGGUGUAAAGUGGAAAGGCUCCUUUCUCUACUGGUCUGAAGUCUGCUUUCUUCACGGACUUCGAAGCAGCAACUUGAACUUUAAUAGUGUGUUUUGAUCCUUGUAAAUCUAAAAAAUUUGAAAAAAAAAGUAGGCACAAAAGAUUUGAUUAUCAAAUUAACCCCGUCAGACUAGAUUUUCAUCUUUUGCAAUGUUUAUGAAUAUUUAUAAUAAUGUGCUGUGAGUGUGCGCUAAGUGCACUUGAAGACAUGUACAAUUCUUUUAUGGAUGUAAAUAUAUAUGCGAUGUGUCUAUCCAAUCUGACCCACUGUUACUGUAACUGAAGCGAUUGUUGUAAAAUAAACACUGUUUACUUUGCAUAUAUGUACAUAUUAUAUUUGUUGACUAAAUGAACUUUGAAACUGUAAAUAAAGCUUUCAUUGUUUCUGAAGGAA
Messenger RNA from Scomber scombrus (Atlantic mackerel), 13217 nucleotides. RefSeq names its product centrosomal protein 350 (gene cep350). Gene Ontology annotation, biological process: microtubule anchoring. Gene Ontology annotation, cellular component: centrosome. Gene Ontology annotation, molecular function: microtubule binding. The transcript is spliced from 37 exons. The record is from RefSeq and is a predicted model, not a curated record. Bases 303 to 9845 code for a protein of 3180 amino acids. NCBI's taxonomy places the organism in Eukaryota, Metazoa, Chordata, Actinopteri, Scombriformes, Scombridae.